AUGGAUAGCAAAGAUAUCAUCAAUCCCAUCAACGGGACUUUUCUCCCUCAUCUCUUACUACCACUGAGUCAACUUCUGGCAUUGACUUUACCACCGUUCAAACUGCGGAAACACAUUUUUGUCCCCAUCAUUGCUGGCCUCCUGGGUGCCACAUACACUACACACUUUGCCAAUACAGCCGCAGGACGCGCACUUGCUGGUGCUCACUGGACUGUUGCUCUCGGGACCUUGGAGAAGCUUCUCUUUGGAGUUCCAGAACAAGACUAUUGGCGUAAUGGUAAGCCUCGUCAAGAGGCUAUGGCCAUGUCCUUUGGUUUUGCAAAAUUACGUUGGGCCCUGUCGCUACUUGCGACCCAGCGAGGCAUUGGCUGGAAUUUCCAAGUUAAGGGUGUUCCCUCAAUGAAAGCACCUGAGAGCAAAUGGCCUUUCUUGGUAUAUCAGUUUCAGAAAUGGGCAAAGAGCUACAUCCUUUCUGACUUGCUCUACACGUAUUUUGAUACAUAUCACCACUAUGAAGGAAUCAAUAUGGCCUUCAUGGAUCUCAGAGCCCGCACAUGGUCCGGUUCUUUUCUCAAUGCCUUUUGCGCUGGAGCCAAAUUGUACUUCCCCAUUCAGAUGCACUAUUGUUUUGCCUCAAUUGUCUCUCCAAUGCAGGACUGGCCUCCGGCGUUUGGAGACAUCAGCAAAGCCACAAGCGUGCGCAAGUUCUGGGGCUCCUUUUGGCAUCAGUUCAUCAGAAAGAUCUUCGCCGGGUACAGCGACUUUCUUGCUAGGUUCCUAAACCUGAGACCUGGAACAAACUUCAACUCUUAUUUCAAGCUCUAUGUGUCAUUCGCCAUCAGCGGCAUCACACACGGUCUAAUGACUUAUACAAUGCCCGCCAAUCGCUUCCAUAGCUUCAAUGAUCGUUUUUUAUCUGUUUUCACCUGUUUUGUUGGCAACGCUAUGGCUAUUCACUUUGAAGAUAUCGUUAUUAAUAUCUACGGUAGACUCGGCGGUACCAAGAAGGUUGACAAGUUGUGGAAACGACUUAUCAGAAUCCUGGGAGAUAUUACUAUCCACGAGUUCCGUAUUGUCAACAUUCUGAAUAUCCUCAAUCGGCUUACUUCCUUUCCCUUUUCCCUUGCUUUUGUUCCUCUCAAGUACCAAAUCACUCCUAUCACAGUAACAGUCACCUAUUUUCAGCCACUCUGCCCAAAACUCAUCAUGUCAGACACAGUUAUAUCACUUGUUGACUCUUCGAUCUAUAUGCUUCAUGCCGCGAUCCACCAUCCCUAUCGUCUGGCUCUGUAUAUCAUUGUUAUUUACUUUACUCGUCGCAUCCUCAAUCGACUUCUGGUGCCUCCAUCAAUCUCUGUUGCGCCACGUAUUCCCACAUAUCUACCCUUCGGAAUCGACUUUAUCAUCUGGUCCACAUACUACAACUCAACUAACCAAGAUCUUAAGUUAUGGUCAAUGAUCUUCCGUCGUUACGGGCGAGGAACGGCACCAUAUACUGCUGAGGUUGUUCUUGGUGGUGACCGUGUUAUCUUCACCGCAGAUCAUGAGAAUAUCAAAGCUGUCCUGGCCACCAAAUUCUCUGACUAUGGCAAAGGACCAAAGUUUUAUCACGACUGGAAGGAAUUCUUAGGAGAUUCCAUCUUUGCGACUGAUGGCCGACUCUGGCAAGAUGCUCGAGGGUUGAUCAAACCCUUGUUUUUGCGUCAGCGCAUUGAAGACUUGGCUGUCUUUGAGAAGCACACAGUCAAAUUGACUAGAAUGCUCCAAGGUCCCGAGGGUCAACCUAUUGACGUGGAUGUGAAAGAUCUUUUCUUCCGCUUUACACUCGACGUAGCCACGGACUUUCUGUUUGGGCAAGCUAUAAACAGCUUGGAUAACCCCAGAGAACAAUUCAUGGAAGUUUUUAUCUCUGAAACAUUGUCCCUCGAGCGCGAUGAGCUAGAAAAGCUCACGAAAUCUGAUCGCGGCUACACAUUCCUCAGUGCUCUGGCUUUAUACACACGAGAUGCUAAACAGAUACGGGAUCAACUCGUAGCUGUACUUCUCGCUGGUCGAGACACAACGGCAGCCACUCUUUCAUGGGUACUACAUGAGCUUUCAGGCCAUCCGGACAUGGUUCGUCGCCUUCGCCAGGAAAUUGCUCAACAUGUCAAGCCUGGCCAGAAUCCGUCGUUUGCAGAGUUGAAAGCAAUGAAAUAUCUUCAGGCCAUCCUCAAUGAGACCCUUCGCAUGUACCCAGCCAUUCCUUUCAACAUGCGAAUCGCCUUAGACGACACAUCGCUGCCUCGUGGUGGAGGGUCAGAUGGCAAUCAAUUUAUCUCAGUGAAGAAGGAUACAAUCAUUGCAUAUACGCCACUUGUGAUGAUGAGGAGAAGCGACCUGUAUCCAGCCACAUAUAGCAACGGAGACAAGUUUCCAGAUCCCAAUACUUUUGAUCCAGAGCGUUGGCUACACCCUUCAGUAUUACACACUUCUGAGAAGGACGCAUCGGAGAUGAAGGCCAGCGGCUUUAACAACAAAGAAUGGUCACCUCGUCCUUGGACCUACAUUCCUUUCAAUGGCGGUCCUAGAAUCUGCCUUGGGCAGCAGUUUGCUCUCACAGAGAUGGGUUACACGCUUGUGCGCAUCUUUCAACAAUUUGCGCGAGUUGAGCGACGCAUGGAACCGGAUGAGAUGGGUAUUCUGUCGGCGAAUAUUGUUCUCACGCCAAAGAAUGGAGUCAGGGUUGCCUUUUUCAAGGAGGAAGAAGACUGA
This is a messenger RNA of Fusarium tjaetaba, 2754 nucleotides long. Its product is annotated as cytochrome P450 monooxygenase alkane hydroxylase. The coding region runs from base 1 to 2754 and encodes 917 amino acids. Lineage: Eukaryota; Fungi; Ascomycota; Sordariomycetes; Hypocreales; Nectriaceae. The record is from RefSeq and is a predicted model, not a curated record. The transcript is spliced from 7 exons. Gene Ontology annotation, molecular function: oxidoreductase activity, acting on paired donors, with incorporation or reduction of molecular oxygen; heme binding; monooxygenase activity.